This is a messenger RNA of Saprolegnia diclina VS20, 2607 nucleotides long. RefSeq names its product TKL/SHK protein kinase. Gene Ontology annotation, molecular function: ATP binding; protein kinase activity. The record is from RefSeq and is a predicted model, not a curated record. Gene Ontology annotation, biological process: protein phosphorylation. NCBI's taxonomy places the organism in Eukaryota, Oomycota, Saprolegniomycetes, Saprolegniales, Saprolegniaceae. The transcript has a single exon. The coding region runs from base 300 to 2528 and encodes 742 amino acids.
UGCAAACUGGUUACUUUUGUCAUCACACCCACCAAUCCUCCCGAUUCGAUGCUUCAGCUGCAGACGCGCAGCAGAUCCGGCGAGACGGCGCUGAAGACCGCGAUCUCAUCACCGUAAUCCGAGUAGCUCUCGUUUCACGUCAAUUGCACGAUCCCCGAGAGGCCCAAGCCGCGAACGGCCACCUCAAAAGGUGUGGGUACUACUGUUGCCGGUGAUGUGUAGCACAACGUGACGCAGUCGCACAGUCGGCCAUUCGAUGGGCGCACGUUACUUUGCCUACGAACCGCAGGCGGAGGUGGAUGCGUUCGCAUUGGGUCAUAGCUUGCCACAAUUCAAAUUCGACCGUCCACAUCAUGUCUGCGCUCGCAACACCAGCGCCGGCGCUGGACGACGUCUUCUACCAUGACUACCGCAAGGUCCAAGUCGUCAACGUCUUUGGCUAUGGCCUGCUCUUGACCACGUCGCUCGCGAUCAUUGUGUACCUUCGACGUACGCGGUCCACAGCGUACCUCGGCGACAUGGAGGCCGCCAAGAAGGUCCUCCUCCCAGCCUUUGAGCCGCUCUUGUGGAUUCUCGCGGCCGUUGCGGGCGGGUACUGUAGCUUCUACCUCGGCGCGGCGGUCGCCGAAUACUCGGGUCCGCUCUCAUCGCCCGUGUACACGGAGGUGCUCUACAUGCCGCGUCAGUUCAACAGCUACCUCGUUGUCGUGUACCUUAGCCAGCCGAGCUUGUCGCUGCCGUCCUUGCACCGUGCGCUCGCGAUAGCGGUCGUCUUGGCGGCCGGCGCGCCGCUCAUUGCACUCCUCACGGUCGCGAUUGAUACCGACUUGCAGGUCCGGUACACGCUCCUCACAAUCUACCGGUCGAUCAUGGUGCUCGGGUUCCUCUACCGCUUUGUCUGGCCCGGCUCGCGCGCGAAUCGCCGCGCGUGGCGCAUCUUCCUCGGCUUUGUGCUCGUCUACUAUGUGAGCUUCUUCUCGCAGACGUACAUGUUCUUCAAGGACCUCUCGACCGAAGGCACGUUCUUCCUCUUCACGACGUCGUUUUGGUACGUCCUGGCGCCGUUUGCGAUCUGGCAGCUCCUCAAGGCCGACACGGAGCACUGGCGCGGCGUCGGGCGCCAAGCCAUUUUGCAAAACCCCGACACAAAGGUCCACGAAGUGGUGUCGGCCCAAGGUCUCCACGUCCUUCUUGAAGUCCACCAGCGUGAUGUCAUUGACUUUGCCCAUCUCAAGAUCGACGACAAGAUCGGCGUUGGCGCCACGUCCGAUGUCUACAAGGGCCUGCUCCGCUCCUCGACGCGCGUCGCCGUCAAGGUCUACACGCCCAACGAGAUCUCGGAGGCGACGAUCACCGAGUUUUCCCAAGAAACCGCGCUUUGCGCCGCGCUCAAGCACCCGAACAUCGUGGCCUUCUAUGGCAUGUGCGUCGCGCCGCCGGCGAUUUGCCUCGUCUCGGAGCUCUGCGAGUGCUCGCUCGAUGCGCUCUUGACGCAGCCCCGGCCAGCGUACACGGACCCGCUGCUCGCCCAAAUCGUGCUCAUGCUGGACGCGGCCCGCGCGGUCGCGUACCUCCACAGCUUCUCGCCGCCGUUCUUGCAUCGGGAUCUCAAGCCGGCCAACUUUUUGCUGGACGUCAACCACGUGCUCAAGCUCACCGACUUUGGCGAGUCGCGCAGUCUCUCGAACCGCGCCAUGACGAUCAAGGGCACGAUCGAGUACAUGGCGCCAGAGGUCAUCGAAGGCAAGCAAGGCGUCGCGACGUACACGCACGUCGCCGACGUCUACUCGCUCGCGAUCACGCUCUGGGACAUUUUGCACCCGGGCCGUGAAAAGUACCCGGUCGGCCGCCAGAACCCGCUCAAAAUCUUUGAAAUGGUACUCGACGGCCAGCGCCCGCCGCUCGACCACGAGCUGCACCCGCUUCUGCGGGACGUGCUGGAGAGCGCGUGGUGCUCGCAGCCCGAGUACCGCCCGUCAGCCAUGGCGAUCGUCCAAGCUCUCGAACAAGUCCAAGAAGAGCUCUGCGGCAUUCUGGCGCAGAACCUCCUCCGCGUCAUCAAGUGCCUCGGGCCGCACUUGGCGGCGACCGGCAAUGAGCUCACGCACUGCUUGAUCCAGAACGAGUAUGCGUUCACGGUGGCUGAGGCGACGCGGCUCGGGAACGCGCUCAUGGACGCGGGUCUCCUGCACCACGAGACGCACGAGCGGGCAUUUGAAGACUCGGCAACGAUCACGUACUUCUUCCAUGAGCAAGCGAUUGAGCUCAGCCAGCCAUGCGUGCUGCUCUCCAAGGACAACAAGUCGAACGACGGAGGCGACAGCAGCCACAACGUCGACCUCCUUGAAGCUGGGUGCCGCUGCCGCCAGCACGCGCAAGGGCACGUGCCGCAGGCAAAAACCAAGUGGUAUCAACGCCCGCGGAAAGAGCGCCCCAAGGUGAACGCGCUCACUGUGCACUUGCUCAACGACCUCGCCGAAGAAGACUCGCUGCACAAGGUCUCGGACACUACGUCGCUUUCCGGCUAGUAGGCUGUCGGCGAGCUCACUUCGACUCAUCGUAUUCGUGUAGUCUCUAAUCAUGUAUCUUCUUUUGUCUACUUCAAUA